Molecule: messenger RNA, 528 nt
Organism: Morchella sextelata
Lineage: Eukaryota; Fungi; Ascomycota; Pezizomycetes; Pezizales; Morchellaceae
Exons: 2
Coding region: 1-528 (175 amino acids)
Source: RefSeq, a predicted model, not a curated record
AUGGCGCAUUCCGGCCAGCUGCCUGGUAUUGGUGCAGUGCCGGAGGUGCUCACCGGCCCGGAACCAUGGGCACUCCGCGCCACCAGCCGAGCACGUACUCUUCACCGGUGUCGCCCAUAUCCGAAUACCACGAAUCUCGACCCCAGACCGGUCAUGGCGCAAACCACCACCACCACCACCCACUUCCCCAAGGCCGACCACGUAAUGAAUCCGCCGGAACGUGUUGAAACACAUGUGCUUCAAUGCCUGCACCACAACAUUGAUGCGCCACGAGCCAGUCCGCCGCAACAUUCCAACGUCUUAUCUCAUCGCCCACCGACACCUACCAAGCCCCAUCUACGCCGCAUGACCGCCGGCGGCGCGGGGCUUGGCGUGCCGUGGCUUGGUGGUUCUCCCGAUUGUGGCGUCAUGGGCUCGCUGAUGGAUGUAGCGGAAAAUCGCUGGGUUGGCAGAGGAUACUGGAUCUCCGUGCCUCGGUGGUUGGUGGCACUACAACGCCGAGUGAUGGUUCAUGCCGCGCAUAGCUAG